Colletotrichum orchidophilum is the source of this 1665-nucleotide messenger RNA. RefSeq lists its product as uncharacterized. The record is from RefSeq and is a predicted model, not a curated record. NCBI's taxonomy places the organism in Eukaryota, Fungi, Ascomycota, Sordariomycetes, Glomerellales, Glomerellaceae. The transcript has 4 exons. The coding region runs from base 1 to 1665 and encodes 554 amino acids.
AUGGCAUUUCCAUGGGCUCAAAGUUGCAAGAGACAGGCGAGCGAGGUUCUGGACAGUGCGCCCAAGAGAACACGGGUCGACCACCAUGUCCAUUGGGGUGUGGCCGCACCCACGGCGGGACCUGAGUUAAUUGCGAACGCGGACCAACAACAGCGAGAACCUCAGGCCCACAAGGUGAGGCACAGAAGGAGCAUGGCGGUCGCGAAUCCAGAUAUCCAAGCCGAGACCGAUGCCGGCUACAAACUUGCGAAAAUGGCCGAGUUCAAGCCUGGCAUGAGCGUUCAGGAAAAGCUGUCAUUAGGAUUUCGUACUGGAUUGCAAAAAAGAGACGAGCACCAGACCAGGAUUCAACAAGAACCAGAGCGUUCGCUGACUGGAUCCCGCAACGAGAUAAUGGCUUUAGGUGGCAUCGAUCUAACCGAUCAUGCCCUCGGGUUGCCAAUCUCUCUGCGACAGGGUGCCGUCGCCUUCGACGCGGAAACUAAGAAAAGGUCCUCUUCUAAUUGGCAGAGAACCUUUGACUCAUCAGUGCAAAGUAUAGGGGCCUGCCGCAGGCUGACGACGGUGAUGCGACCCUAUAUCAGGACUAUUCAUACGAUUCCGGGUCUUAAUGCUCGGCGGCGGGCUGGUCAGAUCAUGAAUGUCGAGUGGCAACACAACUACCACGGCAUGUCAAUGAACAUGAGCUUCAGCGCUUUACAAGCCAGAUCAAUGGAAUUGAACGGAUACCGGAGGCGCACGAUACAGUGCAUACACUUCCAGAGGGAGGAAGUCAUGACACAAAAGCCGUUUCCGGGGCCGCCCCUGGGUGCUGACACGGCGGAGGCCUACGGAGCCAGUUCCAGCACGGAAAUGUUUUUCGGGCAUGAUCAGGAUCACAGACUUUCGUUGGUCGAUUUGUAUAUCACCGACAUCAACGGAGUGAGACGCAGAUGGGUAUGCAUCGAGAUAGCCAAGCCCCUAGUCCAGGUCAAAGGCCCAGUCCCUAUGGAACUGACGCCGAUGCCGCAAUCAUACGUCAAGAUUGCUGCGCCUGGUGACAAGAUCCUGAUAUUGAAGGACACGAGCCAGCCACUGCCUAUCGAGGAAGAGCAACGGGACAAAAAUGAGCCUCCACAGCUCGGCGACUUUGAAAAGCUCUCGAUAUGUGGGCCCAUAGAUGGUCGAGAGGACGUCAAGAUGAGGCUGAGGAUGUGCAGAGACGGUAUGCCGAUUUUUGCAACCGGGUCCAAAAAAGGUCACAUCCCAGGAUCCAGCCGUGUUGAGGACUUUCUCUCUGCGUCAGAAGUAACUGGCCUCCCUUGGAAAGAAACAGACAGACGGGUCCACCAAAAUACAGUCUUGAAGAGAAAGAAUGAGUUCUGGGACCGCUUACGCUCAGCGGCAGAGAUCGACAAGCAGCGAUGGGCUUCACUCCAGGACGCCAUAGCCAGAAAUGACUGCGUCGUAGACAUCACGUUCCAGGGUGAAUGGCAAGAGUUUGCCCCAGUCAUCCAGGCGUCUCAGUCCAUGUGGACACCAGCUUUACCGCCGCUACAACCUGGGACGCCACGCUUACCACACACGAUUCAGCUGCCUGGUCUCAACAAAGUGCCACGCAACAGAUACGAAGGCAAAGUGGUUGGUCCUCGAAGUUCUGGGCUCCGCAACGAAGUCCAUUGGUAG